CAGACGGCCAUUUGUGGCGGCGCUGGAGGCUGCGUUCGGCAGGAGCUGCGGAGACGUGUAGAAGAGUGCGACCCCCGGCUGUUGCCGCCCCUGGCCCCUGUGGACACCCAGCUUCUCCGCUUCUCCGCUGGGAUCUGGUCAGGCCCGGGCGCCACGCUGCAGCGUGGACAGACCUUCCUAGUAGCUCCUGGUGCCCGGGACCCCCGCCGGGCCGCUAGUACGCAGCCCGCCGGCCGCAGACGUCCCCGGAGCCGGGCCUAGGGCGGGCGGCGGCUCGGUACGGCCGGGCUGGGCUCGGCGGCGUCCCCAUGGCCGCGGCCGGCUGGCGGGACGGCUCUGGCCAGGAGAAGUACCGGCUUGUGGUGGUCGGUGGAGGCGGCGUGGGCAAGUCGGCGCUCACCAUCCAGUUCAUCCAGUCCUAUUUUGUAACGGAUUAUGAUCCAACCAUUGAAGAUUCCUAUACAAAGCAGUGUGUGAUAGAUGACAGAGCGGCCCGGCUGGAUAUUCUAGAUACAGCAGGACAAGAAGAGUUUGGGGCUAUGAGAGAACAGUACAUGAGAACUGGCGAGGGUUUCCUAUUGGUCUUUUCAGUCACAGAUAGAGGCAGUUUUGAAGAAAUCUAUAAGUUUCAAAGACAGAUUCUCAGAGUAAAAGAUCGUGAUGAGUUUCCAAUGAUUUUAAUUGGUAAUAAAGCAGACCUGGAUCAUCAAAGACAGGUGACACAGGAGGAAGGACAGCAGUUAGCGCGGCAGCUUAAAGUAACCUACAUGGAGGCUUCUGCAAAGGUUAGGAUGAACGUAGAUCAGGCUUUCCACGAACUCGUCCGGGUUAUAAGGAAAUUUCAAGAGCAGGAAUGUCCUCCUUCUCCAGAACCAACACGGAAAGAAAAAGACAAGAAAGGCUGCCAUUGUGUCAUUUUCUAAGAAUCCCAUGAAUUUUAGCUACCAACUGCCAGGAAAAGCCCUCAUCUUCUUCUCUCCUUACAGUUUACAUUAUGUUGGUACCUUUCUAGCCUUAGACAAGCAAGUCGUACAGAUGUUAGCCUUAGACCAAGAAAACCUGGCUAAUCCUUUCCAAGAAGCUAAUAGCAUGGUCAUUUCAAGACAAGAUGAAAAGAAACACUAAGGCUGCUUUUAAGAUGAUCUGAUUUCUUUAAAAUACAUAUCUAUAUACACAGACACAUUCUUUUUUUAAGGGCUUACAUUUUAAUCAGGAUGAAUCAGUUUUGGAACCUAAGCUGUUUGCCAAGCUGAAGUCAUAGAUUGUGAAAUAAUUUUUAACUUCUGGAAUCUUAUUGCUUACUGUUACUCUAAAUAGACACAUAGGGAAUUUUUUUUAAAUGUGAAUUUUUUGCCCACCUUAAAAGUUUUUGAUGUCAACUUUAACCUUAAAACACUGAAUUAACUCUACAAAAGUGAGACAUCUCAGAUCUUACUGAUGCUACAGCUUUUGUUUUCCAGUGGCCAAAAUCCACAAUGCCUAUUGUAUUUAUGGAUUAGAAACUGCUCAUAAAGCCUUUAUAUUACUCUUAUUCUUGAAGAUGAUGAUAUUCUAUGUGGCCAAAUACCUGGGCUCAUUCUGGACUUAGGCAUUUUCUUAUUCUCGUUUUUUAAUUUAGCUCUUUUCACGGCCAUGUUGAGGGUGAAAAUGAAUAAUUUCUGUCUGUCUUCCUUUAAGUAUUUCUGGAUAAGAGAUUCAAAAUAACUAAAACUGUUUUUCGUUUGAUGUAAUAUAAAAUAUGGAAUUGAUCUUUCCAGGGUCAGAGAUGAUUAAUGUUUUUGCUAUAUACUUUUAUACAUUAUUUUCUUAUCAAACUAGUUAACAAGUAUUUUUAUAUGUUUGUAAGCAAAUAUGCUUUCUCAGCAUACCUUGUGUAUAUGUAAAGAUAAGUAUUUAAUUCUCACUGUUCACUUUUAACUGACAGAAAAAAAUGUGGAAGCUACAGAAACUGUGGUAGAACUUUACUUGCUGUUCUGGUCCUGGUUGUACCCACCUUUGGCCAGUCUCAUACCUACUCAAGAAACCUUCCCAAUAGAGUACAACUUUCAGGAUGAGAAUCUGAAAUCACUUUAAGUAUCCCUUACUAGAUAGUGACUGUUAUAUCAAGUAUUAAAUAUAAAACUUUUAAUUGUCAAUUAGUAUAACUGUGGAUGGCUUCUGAUUUUGUUUUUGAUUCUGUGGAUUGUGUUUAAACAAUUCAAAAAGUAUGUUUCCUGAUUUUGAGAUACUAAGUGGUAUUGCACAGUUGUCACUUUAUUGAAUGUGUACAACAGUCCCAUGAGGUUUAUAAAGCGUACCCUUGUAUAGCUUCAGGUGCUAGAAUUAAAAUUGAUCUGUUAUCACAAGA
Molecule: messenger RNA, 2347 nt
Organism: Orycteropus afer afer
Lineage: Eukaryota; Metazoa; Chordata; Mammalia; Tubulidentata; Orycteropodidae
Gene: RRAS2
Product: RAS related 2
Biological process (GO): signal transduction
Cellular component (GO): plasma membrane
Molecular function (GO): GDP binding; GTP binding; GTPase activity
Source: RefSeq, a predicted model, not a curated record